AUGACUUUUAAGGUCAGAGUCCCAUUUGAAAGGUGUGAUGGACAAUGUUGUGAACCACUUCAGAGGUGUAGCCUACUCCACUUCGUCGGUGAAGGGUGCGGAGCUAACUUGAUCAACUUCCCUACCCAAGGCUUCCUCCAUGCUUCCUUUAAGUUGGAGACUCUAAAGUCAAUCAUUCACAAACAUCUCGAAAUCUUCUGCACGCAGGGCUUGUGGCUUAAGUCGGUGUAUUCAAUGCCUCGGACGCCACUGGUUAACUUCCUCCUCAGCCUCCAAGGGUUGAUCCCUUAG
Prunus armeniaca (apricot) is the source of this 291-nucleotide messenger RNA. The record is from the annotation of a GenBank genome assembly. Lineage: Eukaryota; Viridiplantae; Streptophyta; Magnoliopsida; Rosales; Rosaceae.